Messenger RNA from Colletotrichum lupini, 1473 nucleotides. RefSeq names its product heterokaryon incompatibility protein. NCBI's taxonomy places the organism in Eukaryota, Fungi, Ascomycota, Sordariomycetes, Glomerellales, Glomerellaceae. Bases 1 to 1473 code for a protein of 490 amino acids. The transcript has 4 exons. The record is from RefSeq and is a predicted model, not a curated record.
AUGGCAUUGGGAACAGCCGACAGCAUCGAUGCCCCCAGAGAUCCCCUGCCCAAGCCGCUGGGCCCGCAUCUGCGCCUUCUUGGUAUAAACGCCGGCGUCCCGUUCGGAGUCCUCACUUCUGCGCUGGACGCGCUUCAGAUUCGCCCUGCCGUUGCAUUGUUGGUGUGCGACCCAGACACUCACACGCCGCAAGUCAAGUCAAAUCCUGUCAGCAGCAGCAGCAGCAGACCCCUCAACCUGCAGAAACUGGAGAAGAAGAGAGAGGGAGAUACCGGUAGCAACAGGCCCUCACCUGAGACCGAAUCUGGAGCACAGGAAUCGGCACAUCAGAGACAGGAAAAAAGCACAUACGGAUACCGUUCUCGCCCGAUCCCGCUCACUCGCUCGCUCGCUCGCUCCGCCGAACCGAACCAGAGCAUUGCUGCCGUUAAGAUGAGCAUUCAAUAUCGGCGUCUGGACCCUUCGAGGCGUGAGAUCCGCCUGCUUGAGAUUCAGUCCGCGCGCAGCCUCAGCGAUCCAGUCGAGUGUCGGCUCGUCACAGUUCGCCUGACGGAUGAGCUGUCCCGCGAGUACAUCGCCCUCUCGUCACUCUAUGGCGACGCGGCCGAGACCGAAAAGAUCUUCGUGGGCGGCCAUGCCGUCACUAUCACGGCUCAUCUGGCUCAGGCACUGAAGCAGGUCCGCGCCGUCUUCUAUCCGACUAUCUCGCAGCGCUUCCAAAGGACGCCGGCCAGGCGGCCUCACGGCGCCCCGAGAUGGCUUAGGCAGCUCUUCGGUCUCGGUAGCUCACGUCAGAGUGACUUGGAGUCGAGGUGUUUGAGGGUGUGGUGCGACUUCCUCUGCGUCAACCAACGUGACGACGUGGAAAAGUCCAAGCAGCACACGGACAUGCGUAACAUCUAUCGCAACGCGGAGCUUGUCGUCGGGUGGCUGGGCGACAAGAGGGACGACACCGAUGAGGCCAUGGCCGCUCUUGCGCGGAUCGAGGACGCUAUGCCGCCCCACUGGGGCGACCCCGGCGACCGCGAAAAGCACCCCGAAGACUACGCGCCAUUUCACAAGUGGGCGGUCCCCAUCGCGUCUCUAUGGGCUCCUGGUCCCGACGGCGAGAUUCCGUUCCUGAUGCCACAUUGGGCCGGUGCCAACGACUUCAUGGGCCGUUCCUACUUUCAACGUCGCUGGAUCCUUGAAGAGCUCGCCAUGGCAAGGUUCCCUACCUUUUUGAUUGGAGACACCAUUGUUCCGUGGAAGCAGGUACUUCGCUUGAACCGCAUGAUGGAGGAAUUUAAGUAUCAUCCGUCCGACAUCUUCCCCGCGAACCUAUCGGCCAUGAUAGCCGAGUUACCUCUUGAGACAGCGCACAAGCUUCUCGAUGAGUUUGCAAAGCGAGAGGCACUAGAGGAGGCCCAGAUCCUCAAGGAGACGGGAAGCAGCCGGGCGACCUCGUCCACGCGAUCCACCGACACCAAGUAA